AUGGACAAAUACAAAGAUAGGCAAUACGUUCUGUUGGUCCCUUCUGUUCUACAAGAAGGCUCUUCAGAGAAAAUUUGUGUCCAGCUUUUCAACCUUACUGAAACGGUUGUUUUGACUGUCUCCAUCAACUAUGAGGAGGUCCAGCUGAUAAUAUUUGAAGAGCAUGUUACGGGAGAGAAUUUCUUCAAAUGCGUCAACUUUGAGGUUCCUAAGGCCAAACCUGACCCAGUGGCUUUCAUUAUGUUCUCUGCUAAGGGAUCUACUCUCAACCUGCAAGAGAGAAGAUCCGUGGCAAUCCAAGCCAAUGAAAAUGUGAUCAUGGUACACACAGAUAAACCGAUUUACAAACCUGGACAAAGUGUGAGGUUUCGAAUUGUGUCUCUGAAUAAUCUUCUGAAGCCCAUUGAGCAAAAGGUUUCUGCCUUACACAGGUUUCAGCUUUCACAAGUUUUACUGUAUAAGAAGAGGGGAGUUGUUAGUGAAGGAAUGGUAGUGGGGAGUCAAGAGGACUUUGGGAAUAGCAAUAAUCCAGGCUUGCUAAACUACGUAAUAAACAUAUAUCCAGUGAUUGCCCUUCAGGAUCCACAUGGCAACAGAAUACAACAGUGGGACAAUGAGGAGUCUUUUAGAGGUCUCGUGCAACUCUCCUUCCCAUUAAUCUCGGAGCCUAUACUUGGCUGGUAUCAUAUCUACGUGGAGACACUCACUGGAGAGAAAAUAUAUGAGUACUUCUCUGUGGAAGAAUAUGUGUUACCCAAAUUUCAAAUGACUGUGGAUGCACCAGAAAAUGUCUUAGUUGUGGACCCUGAACUCAAAGUUAACGUCUGUGCCUCAUAUACCUAUGGCCAACCUGUGGAGGGGAAAGUUCAGCUUAACGUAUGCAGGAAGCAUCCUUAUAUAUAUAGUUCUUGCAGAUUUCCUCUCAAUUCACUCUGUAAAAAUUUUACCUCUCAGUUAGGGAAAGACGGUUGCAUCUCCUAUUCUGUUAACACAAGUGCUUUUGAGUUAUAUCGGGAAGGAUACCAGAAUUACCUUGAAGUGCACGCUGUUGUCACAGAACGUGGAACAGGUGUGCAGCUUACAGGCUCCCGGUACGUAAGUAUAGAUUCAGCGAUGGUGAGGAUUCAAUUUGAGAAUAUGGAUACAGCCUACAAACAGGGAAUCCCUUAUUUUGGCCGGGUUAAAUUGCUUCAUCCAGACAACACUCCCAUCCCAAAUGAAAUAGUCCAUUUGCACCUGAAGGACAAACUUGUGGGCAACUAUACCACAGAUAUAAAUGGCACUGCUCAAUUUUCCUUGGACACAUCUAAGAUUACAUCCCCGAAUAUCACUUUGAAAGCAACCUACAAGAAGGAUGAAUAUUGUAAGUCUCAUGGCUGGAUGUUGCCUUAUUACCCUCAAUCGGAGUACUUUGUAGAACGUUUUUACUCCAGGACUAAUAGCUUCCUAAAGAUUGUCCCGGAGAGGGAAGAACUGAGAUGCAACCAGCAAAAGCAGGUGACGGUGCACUACAUUCUCAAUAUGGAAGGCUUUGAAGACAAAACCUACAUGGCGCCCUUCAGUUAUUUGGUGAUUUCAAAAGGUGUGAUCAUUCUUCAUGGGCAACAGAAAGUCCAGAUCAAUGAUGAUGAUAUGAAGGGCACUUUUUCCAUUCCUAUAGACGUUAGCGUUGAGUUAGCUCCCUCUGCUAUUAUGCUUGUCUACACCUUACAUCCUGGAGGAGAAAUGGUCGCCGACAGUACCCACUUCAAAAUUGAGAAAUGCUUUAAAAAUGAAGUCAACUUAAACUUCUCUAAAGAAAAAAGUUUACCAGGAUCCAAUGUCAGCCUUCAAGUCUCAGCUGCUUCAAAUUCUCUUUGUGCCCUUUCGGCUAUAGAUGAAAGUGUGUUGUUACUAGGGAAUUAUAAUCCACUAUCAGCACAAAGUGUAUAUGAUAGGCUAUAUUACAGGCAACUAUAUGGCUAUUACUUCAAAGGACUUAACUUAGAGGAUAGCCCUAAAGAGCCAUGUCUCCAACAGGAAGAAAUCCUUUAUAAUGGGAUUUAUUAUGCACCUGAAUGGGUUGGCUUUGGAGAAGAUGCCUAUGGCCUUAUGAAGGCAAUGGGGUUAAAGGUUUUUACCAACUCUCAUUACCGGAAACCUGUACUGUGCAAGGAUUCCUGGCAUCCUGGCUAUGGUCUCCAAGUUCACUCAGGGAAAGCCAGUCUUCCUCUUACUGUUCCUGAUACCAUUACACAAUGGAAGGCCAAUGGAUUCUGCCUAGAUGAUAAAGCUGGAUUUGGCAUCUCCCCAACCAUCUCCCUGACAGCUUUUCAGCCCUUUUUUGUGGAUCUCACUCUCCCCUAUUCAGUUGUUCGAGGAGAAGCGUUCACUCUGAAAGCCAAUGCCUUCAACUACCUGAAUAGAUGUGUUCAGAUUAGCACCGUACUGCAAGUAUCUAGUGCUUACCAAGCCAGACUUCUCCCAACUGAAGAUGAAAAUGUUUGCACAUGUGGCAAUGAGAGAAAAUCCUAUGCUUGGCUGGUUACUCCCCAAACACUAGGUACUAUCAACCUCACUGUCGUUGCUGAAACCGUGGAGAACAGUGGCUGUGAAAAUGAGUCUCCCAACGCUCUGAACACUGGCUGGAGGGAUACGCUGAUCAAACCAUUGCUGGUAGAGCCAGAAGGUAUUGAAAAGGAGAUGACACAGGGCUCACUUAUUUGCACAAGUGGGUCCACAGUGUCUCAAUCAGUGGUGCUAACAUCACCAGAAAAUCUUGUGAAAGAUUCAUCUAGAGCUUAUUGGUCUGUUCUUGGAGACCUUCUUGGUUCUGCUCUGCAAAACUUACAGAAUCUUCUCCGAAUACCUUUUGGUUGUGGAGAGCAGAAUAUGGCUCUAUUCGCUCCCAAUAUUUACCUCUUGGAUUAUCUGAAUCAGACUCAACAACUGACAGAAGAAAUAAAAUCCAAGGCUAUUGGAUACCUGACCGCGGGAUACCAGAAGCAACUGUCUUAUAAACACUCAGAUGGAUCAUAUAGUACCUUUGGAUAUGAAGAUCAACAAGGAAACACAUGGCUCACUGCAUUUGUUUACAAGUCAUUUGCACAAGCUAAACGCUACAUUUAUAUUGAUGACAAAGUUCAGUCCCAGACCCUUAUUUGGCUUGCAACUAAUCAGAAAUCAGAUGGCUGUUUCUCAAAUUAUGGCAAAGUCUUCAACAAUGCUUUGAAGGUACUGGUGAAAUUCUUCUGUCUUACAAGUUUCUGUUCUUUCAUCAUGAUCAUUCAGUGAAUCCCAAAACAUCACUGCAAAAUUUGGUAGGAAUCAUUGACCUAGGAUUUCUACCAGCAUAAAUUAAUUACCUUGAAAAACCUAUAAAGCAUUUCUUCCUAACAAAUCCAACAUUUUCUUUCCUCCUUUCAGACUAAGGAAACCUUGGUGGCGUAGUGGUUAAGGGCUAUGGCUGCUAACCAAAGGGGCAGCAGUUCAAAUCCACCUAGGUGCUCCUUGAAAACUCUAUGGGGCAGUUCCUCUCUGUCCUACAGGGUCACUAUGAGUCGGAAUGGACUCGACGGCACUGGGUUUGGUUUGUUUUGGUUUUGUCAGACUAAAAACUCUAAAAAUUUAGGUUUUUCUAACAGUAAUUGUGGUGAUGGUGGAGGGAGUGGGAUAGUGGCAGUGGCAGGAUUAUUGGUAAAAGUAUGGGUGGAAUUAAGAAUAUUAACAGAACCAGGAUAAUCACUAGUAUUUUAAUGCUUUAUCAUUUAAGGAAUUCUUUGUUAAAAUACUUUAAUUAUUUGAACUCAAUUUGUUUAGCUUUUACUCAUUAAUAUCCCCAAGGUGUUGAUGAAUGAAUUUGCCUUUUAUUUUUGAGUUUUUCCUAAACUUAUAUUUUCUUCCUAAUUAUUCUGAUAAUAUUUACUGAAACUAGCUUAGAGAGUUUAAUUUAAGGAAUGUAUAAAAAUAUCAUUCAUAUGUCAACAAUUCAGCAAUAACCACCAUGAAUAUUUUGGCAUAUUUUCUUUCCUUCAGUCUUUUUUUUCAAUGAUGUAUAAAUAUGUUUUUCCAUAAUUGGGAUUAUCAUCUCUUACUUUUUAGUCUUCUUGUUUUGAAACCUAACAUUCUAUAUAAUGACUUUGCCAAGUCAUUAAAAUGAUUUAGGAACAUAAAUUUAGUAGCUUUAUAAAACUCUUAACAUAUGGACAAACCAUAACUUAUUACUCUUGUUCAAUAAUGUU
Molecule: messenger RNA, 4220 nt
Organism: Loxodonta africana (African savanna elephant)
Lineage: Eukaryota; Metazoa; Chordata; Mammalia; Proboscidea; Elephantidae
Product: ovostatin-like
Exons: 26
Coding region: 1-3273 (1090 amino acids)
Molecular function (GO): endopeptidase inhibitor activity
Source: RefSeq, a predicted model, not a curated record